AUCACUUCCUUAGAUACAAGUCAACUGUGUUCCAGGACAGAGCUGAUAUAAAUAUAUCAAAGGGGGAAAAACAAACAAAAAAUGGGAACAUCAAACUCACAACCAGAGCAACAACCAAAUCCAGAACUGGAUAAACCAUGGAGGAAAUUUGACUGGGGACAGAAAGAAGCUCUGAAAAAGAAGCUGCAAAACUUCUCUCCGAGUGAUCCAAAUGUAAAGGACAUCAAGAUCCUGGUAGCUGGACAAAUUGGAGCAGGAAAGUCCAGCUUUAUUAACUCCAUCGAAAGUGUCUUUCAAGGACGGAUCUGCUCUAGAGCGCUAGUUAAUUCAUCUGCUGUUGGUCAUAGUUUCACACAAAAACUCAAAGGAUUCACCAUCAGAAGUGGGGAAAAAACUUUGCCCUUCGUCUUCAAGGAUAUAAUGGGCUUAGAAGCUGAAGCGUUGGCUGGGUCACAACCAGAUGACAUCAUCAAUGCUGUGUUUGGCCAUGUGAAGGAUGGCUAUAAAUUCAACCAGGGGCAGGCACUCACUCAUAAGGAUCAACAUUACAACUGUGACCCUACCCUCUUUGAUCAGGCUUUCUGCCUGGUUUACGUCAUAGAUGGAAAUACAGUCCAAUUCACAGAUGAUAAACUUACUGACAAGUUGAAGAUCAUCCGCCAGAGAAUCAGUGAUAAGGGGAUUCCUCAAGUGGUUGUCAUGACCAAAGUGGAUGAAGCAUGUCUGCUGGUCAAAGAUGAUCUAAAUAAGAUCUACAGUAGCAAGAAGAUCAAAGAUAAGAUGGAGAUGUGCAGCACCAAUACAGGUGUGCCAAUGUCAAACAUCUUUCCAGUGAAGAACUACCAUGAUGAGAUUGACACAGAGGAUGACAUUGAUGUUCUGAUACUGAAGGCACUUGAUCAGAUUGUUCAGAUUGCUGAUGAUAGAUUGUUGGACUGUGAAAACUACUGACAAAAUCACACAUAUACAGUUAUUAAUGCAUAUAAAUCACAUCACAAAAUCACAUAUGAUGCAUUUGGAGUGGGUCAUUCUUUGAAUUUCUUUAUCAGAGGAAAAUCUAUUUUUGUUAUUUUAUUUUUUUUUCAAAUGGAAGUCUUAACAAGAUGCGUUUAUAUUUUACAUUUGACAGAGGAAAUUAUUCAGUGUAAUUUACAUUGCUAAUUUCAAAUGUCAAAUGUACAUUACAUUUCAAAUGUUUAUUGUUUUAUUGGUUCAUCAAACUCAACACAUUUUGGCUGUGAGCGCAGAACAAUUCCUUUAUUUUGCCAAAAUAAAAUAAAUGCCUUCUCUACCACAAAAGAAAAAUUAAA
Messenger RNA from Megalobrama amblycephala (Wuchang bream), 1310 nucleotides. RefSeq names its product interferon-induced protein 44-like. The transcript has 7 exons. The coding region runs from base 82 to 951 and encodes 289 amino acids. The record is from RefSeq and is a predicted model, not a curated record. NCBI's taxonomy places the organism in Eukaryota, Metazoa, Chordata, Actinopteri, Cypriniformes, Xenocyprididae.